Messenger RNA from Lates calcarifer (barramundi perch), 5296 nucleotides. Its product is annotated as transducin-like enhancer protein 1. The record is from RefSeq and is a predicted model, not a curated record. NCBI's taxonomy places the organism in Eukaryota, Metazoa, Chordata, Actinopteri, Centropomidae. Gene Ontology annotation, biological process: regulation of DNA-templated transcription; negative regulation of canonical Wnt signaling pathway. Gene Ontology annotation, cellular component: nucleus; transcription regulator complex. Bases 772 to 3126 code for a protein of 784 amino acids. The transcript is spliced from 20 exons. Gene Ontology annotation, molecular function: transcription corepressor activity; protein binding.
GUAAAGCAGAGCUAGAUGGUGGACUGUUGUCGCCGCUGUGGGAGUUGUUGUUAUCAAAACUAACAGCAUAUUUUCCCUUUUUUCUUGAAGCCUUUUUUGGGCACAGUUUUGUAUCCAAACUAAGAGGGGAAGUAAAUAUUUCUGGUUUUGUUGACUGUUCAACCUCCAACUAGCGACCGCGACGAGUCAAGUGGGAACUCUUCACUGCAAUUAACUUUUGUGGAUUUGUUUCUGAUGCUCUAACUGAGAGCCGACAGUUUGCGGCUGUCUGUUGACGGGCUACUGGCUUGAAUUUCUUCCUUGUUUGUUUGUUUGGUCGUCUCUCUCUACUCGGAAUACGUCGGACCCUACACAACAUAAACGCUGGAGUGAUUGAGGUGGCUCCAGCCUUUUCAUUUCUCACCUGGUUCAUGCCCUCUUCUUCUUCCUCCUCCUCCUCCUCCUACCCCGUUUAGCUGCCUCCAGCUAAUGAGCCGUUUCCCGUGUUUUUCCGGUUGAUUUACGGCCGCGCUGAGGAGGAGAGACAACGACGGAAAGACGGAGAGAAGCAGGGAUUCACAUUAAACGGUCGGUGAACUCGGACGGAGCGCGCGGAGGGGGGGAGGCGGUCGGUUUUGUUUGAAAUUAACGACAGUUGGUUCUAAUACUAACGGCGGAUGGAUUCGUCGCCGUGACCGAGAGCAACCCUCCUCCACGUCCUUACUGUACCCUGGUUGAUCCCUCGAAACGGGGUUUUGAAGAGGAAACGGUUGUAUCCUCCCGGAGAUAACAAUGUUUCCCCAGGGGCGACACCCGACGCCCCACCAGGCUCCAGGCCAGCCCUUCAAGUUCACCAUCCCAGAGUCACUGGACCGCAUCAAGGAGGAGUUCCAGUUUCUUCAGGCGCAAUACCACAGUCUCAAACUGGAGUGUGAGAAGCUGGCCAGUGAGAAGACAGAGAUGCAGAGACACUAUGUCAUGUACUAUGAAAUGUCUUAUGGCCUCAACAUCGAAAUGCACAAACAGACUGAGAUUGCCAAGAGACUAAACACCAUCUGUGCACAAGUCAUUCCCUUCCUCUCACAGGAGCAUCAGCAGCAGGUGGUCCAAGCUGUGGAGCGGGCCAAGCAGGUGACCAUGGCUGAGCUAAAUGCUGUCAUCGGGGUACGUGGACUGCCAGGUCUUCCACCUACACAGCAGCAUCUAUCCCAUAACCACAGUGGUGCCCCUGUGCCCCUCACUCCUCACCCUGCUGGUCUUCACCCCUCUCAGCUGGGUGGUUCAGCUGGCCUCCUGGCUCUAUCAGGAGCUCUUGGUGCCAUCCCACCCCAUCUGGCAGGAAAAGACGGUGGUGAUAAAAAGCCCCACCUGUCUGGACCAGACUCACACAGUGGAGGACCUGAGCACCUGAGAGAGCGAGAGCCUGGCACCAGUAACUCAUUGCUGCCAGAAAGUCUAAGGAACUCAGAUAAGCGACGCAACGGACCUGAGUUUCCAAAUGAUACUAAGAAACGCAAGGUGGAUGACAAGGACUCGAGCCACUAUGAUAGUGAUGGAGAGAAAAGUGAUGAUAAUUUAGUGGUGGAUGUCUCCAAUGAGGAUCCAGCCUCCCCUCGUGGCACACCUCUGCCCUCACCUAGAGAGAAUGGCCUGGAUAAAGCACGUCUUCUCAAGAAAGACCCCUGUAGUCCAGCCUCUACUGCAUCAUCAGCUAGUUCCUCCUCCCUCAAGUCCAAAGAGAUGGCAAUGCGAGAUAAGGCAGGUACACCUGGGCUUAAGUCGAGCACACCCACCCCUAGAGGCGACUCCACCCCAGGUCCGAGCUCCACACCUGGAAUCCGGCCCAGUCUAUCCAAACCCCCCUCCAUGGAGAUACCACAUCCACCCACUGCAGGUUUGCGGACACCCCUUGCUGUACCAGGCCCAUACCCAGGUGCAUUUGGUAUGUUGCCCCAUGCAGCAGGGAUGAACGGUGAACUGGCAGGUGCAGCUGGGGCUGCGGCCUAUGCUGCUGGACUGCACAACAUGUCACCUCAGAUGAGCGUUGCUGCUGCAGCAGCUGUGGCUGCCUAUGGCCGUUCACCCAUGGUUGGUUUUGAUCCUCAUCCUCAUAUGCGAGUGCCUGGAAUGCCUCCCAGUCUGACAGGGAUCCCUGGUGGCAAACCUGCCUACUCUUUUCACGUGGCGGCUGAUGGACAGAUGCAGCCAGUGCCCUUUCCCCCGGAUGCUUUGGUGGGCCCAGGCAUUCCUCGCCAUGCCCGUCAGAUCAACACACUGAACCAUGGAGAGGUGGUGUGCGCCGUUACCAUCAGUAACCCCACCCGACACGUUUACACUGGAGGGAAGGGUUGCGUCAAGGUCUGGGACAUUAGUCACCCCGGAAACAAGAGCCCCGUAUCACAGCUCGACUGUCUGAACCGAGACAACUACAUCCGCUCCUGUCGCCUCCUCCCUGAUGGUCGAACACUGAUAGUGGGAGGUGAGGCGAGCACGUUGUCCAUCUGGGAUUUGGCCACGCCCACUCCCAGGAUCAAGGCAGAGUUAACAUCAUCAGCACCAGCAUGCUAUGCUUUGGCCAUCAGCCCAGACUCUAAGGUCUGCUUCUCUUGCUGCAGUGACGGUAACAUCGCAGUCUGGGACUUACACAACCAGACACUCGUUAGGCAGUUCCAGGGCCACACAGAUGGAGCCAGCUGUAUUGACAUCUCCAAUGAUGGCACCAAGCUGUGGACCGGAGGCCUCGAUAAUACUGUCCGCUCCUGGGAUCUGAGAGAGGGACGGCAGCUGCAGCAGCAUGACUUUACAUCACAGAUCUUCUCUCUUGGCUACUGUCCGACAGGAGAGUGGCUCGCUGUGGGAAUGGAGAGCAGCAACGUUGAGGUGCUUCAUGUCACCAAGCCUGACAAAUACCAGCUUCAUCUACAUGAGAGCUGUGUACUCUCCCUGCAGUUUGCCUACUGUGGUAAAUGGUUUGUGAGCACAGGAAAGGAUAACUUACUGAAUGCAUGGAGAACACCCUAUGGAGCCAGCAUAUUCCAGUCUAAAGAAUCAUCCUCGGUGCUAAGCUGUGACAUAUCUGUGGACGACAAAUACAUCGUCACUGGUUCAGGGGACAAGAAGGCCACUGUUUACGAGGUCAUCUACUAAAAAAUAUGGAAAGAAAGCAAGGACAUCUGUUUUUUUCCCCCCACACACUGAUAUUUCUAGAACUUUUCACCUGGAGCCAGAAAUCACAGACAAGAGUUAUCUUGAUCGCACAUUCUUUUUUCUGUUGUAUCUGCUGAGGACACACAAACCUGUUACUAACUGGAGAAGAUGGAUGUUAAUGGAAGGAGAGGACCUAUUUGGAUGUUGUUGUCUUUACUGCUUUCUGUUUAUGGACUGCACCGGGAUCAGUUACAGGGACCAGACAGUGACUGAACCGAAGGGGGCUCUGCAUUGUUUUGACUGGGACCAGCUUUUCUGGAAAACACUGAACGAAUGAACACUUAAAGAGUUGAAUUUAUAGACAGCAGACAGAGCAGAACGUGGACAGAUAUGGACACCAGAGACAAAGGUAGAGAAGCAACAGCAGAUGAACAGAUGGAUGAACAUUGUAUAGACAGUGAAUGCAGAACAUGGUGGUUUGCAUUUUUAUUCUAGACAGAUAAUGCUCACUCACGGCCUGUUUAUCUCUCAGCUCUGACUCUUUGACCUUAAAACAUCAGCUUGCUGUUCUGAUACGCCCACACUGUCUGAAAAGUACCUUUUCUGUCUUAACAGUAAGUCCGAUCCUCACUAACUGCACUGUAGUGGUAGCUGUCCACGUACACACAUAGUACACACACAGUACUUAGUACUUUUUAAACAUACUGAGGGCCUCAUUGAUUUGUCUAGCGUCAUGCUACUGGAUUAAUUUGAUCCUCAUGAGGCACCGUACUUCCUAAUUCAUACCCAUUUCAGAAUUCACCAAAUAGAAUUUAAAGUCUUCUGUUAUAUGGAGAAAAAAUUGCUCACCAAACCAAAUAAGCUUUGAAAACAGGUGAAUACACUCUAAAUGUUUCUAGGCUUAACUCUGGUUGUUCCGACAAAAGGCGUCUUGUUGUCAUUCUUUUUUUGCUCCUCUAUUAUUUGUUACACUGAUUGAAAGACCAGUUAGUGGAAACCUGAUGGGGAACAAAGAGAUUGAAUUAACACUCAAAUUCCAUUGGUCCUCCUUUUAUAGUGUAUCUGUUUAACAAGAUAUUUCCCUCCUUGUAUUUUUUCACAGCCACAAAUUCUGAAGUCUCCAAAAAUAUUGAAAGAAAACUACAUUUCAAAACAAGAGAGAGAAAAACAACAUAAGUCUUCAUACUGUAAUUUGUUAAGCUACGCUCUAUUAUUGAGCAGCAGUGUGUCAUCAGCUGUACAUUGCUGAUGGGGUUUCACAUUACUGAAUUAACAUGUAGGAGACUCAGCAUUUAUUACUGGUCAGUUGGACAUAACACACAUAACACAAGUUGCUUUUCAACAUAGCAUUGUUGUCUUAAGUCUAGAUGUGGCCCUGCUGUAAAUUUCAAUACAGUUCAUUUGUUUGUGCUCCCUUACAAUAUGUUCACUGAUUGAGGUCAUGGAUAAUUAAAAUGAAUUGUCUCCAAAUCAACUUUUUCCCCUUAAUUUGUAAUUACAAAACAACACGUUACUGUGUUUACUCUUGUAAAUUCACCCCAAUCCUGCCUUUAUCACUCUUUGAAACACAUGAUGUCUUACUCUAUGGAUGGUUAAUCACUGCUUUGUAAACAGGGACCAACUAAGAUUAUCUCAACAUGUGAUUUAAUCCUCUUGUAUUUUUGGAAAUCCAAGUGAAAAAUCCUCUUUUCCAUAUUCACUAAACAAACACAUUUUUUUGCCAGAUAUUGUCACUUGUUUUAAACGUGUUGUUGAAACUGGGACAUCGGCUAAAUAGCCCUGACAAGUAAAAUGUUGUUUUUCCAUGAUUUAAGGAUUACAAACAGGAUUAAAUUAUUCGUCAAGAUAGUCUUAGAGAGGAGGGUAGCACGGGUGCAGUAGUAUUUCAGCUUCAGGAAGGAAUCAGUCAGUGUCAGCCAUUUUAAACUCAUUAAUUUCAUGACUUUGUGCUUAGUUUGUUUUUGUUUUUUUAAAUCUAUUUUUGUCUGUUGAAUAUUUGUAAAAAUGUAUAUAUGUUUUUUUUUCUUACAGGACAUGCUUUAGAAAUAAACUGUUUUUGUACGUCUUUUACAUUGAAAAGAAACAUCUAAUCAGGAGAAAUACUAAAUGGUCUUAAUGCUAGCUAAUCUAUGAUUGAAAUGUCUAGACAAUAAAUGUGUUUUUUUUGUAA